This is a messenger RNA of Actinia tenebrosa (Australian red waratah sea anemone), 2753 nucleotides long. RefSeq lists its product as uncharacterized. Gene Ontology annotation, biological process: G protein-coupled receptor signaling pathway. The record is from RefSeq and is a predicted model, not a curated record. Gene Ontology annotation, cellular component: membrane. Lineage: Eukaryota; Metazoa; Cnidaria; Anthozoa; Actiniaria; Actiniidae. Gene Ontology annotation, molecular function: G protein-coupled receptor activity.
UCGAGGAAGAGGUAUUCUUGGAGUUAUAGAAAAGUUCUUUGAAGCUAGCUGUUCCAGCUUUUGUCGUUAUUAAUGGCACUUAAUCUACGAUUGGUUUUGUUUAGAUGUUAUAUGAUUCAUCGGUUAAACAAAGAGUGCCACUAAUGAAUGCAAGACAGUGAGUAUACAAUUUAAAUAAGGUCAAUGUAAAGUCAGCCACACCGCCACAAAAUGCCAACAAUAAUUAUUGACAACAAAGUAUAAGAUGGUUUUGGAAUUGGGGAGUUCGAUUAAAUGGCUCAAACAACUUCGGGGUACCUUCUACUUGACAAGGAAAAUGCUACUUUAACGAUAGAGUCUGAUAGCAGAAGCACCUUUGAGGUUGUCGUCCAAGCUACGAGCAUGGCUUUCAUCUUGUUAUCUGGUUGUAUUGGUAAUAUCUUAAUUCUCUUAGCAAUCUAUGUCGAUAGGACACUCCAGACGGUGACAAACUCUUUCCUAAUCAACCUGGCUGUAGCAGAUCUCUUGCUAUCGUUGAUUGGGAUGCCAUUCACGCUUGUAUCAUCAGUGACUUACGAGUGGAUAUUCGGGCCUGCUUGGUGUAACAUCAAUGGUAUGGCAAACUCUUUAUUCUGUGUCGCAUCAAUAAUGACUUUAGCUGCUGUCUCUAUCGACCGAUAUAUCGCUAUAAUACACCCCUUGAGGUACACAUCUUACAUGACAAGGAAGACCGCGGGUUUGAUGAUUCUGUACAUCUGGGCUCAUUCGUUAUUGGUCUCUCUUCUCCCAGUGUUUGGAUGGUCCGAGUACACAUUCCUACAAAACGAAUCCAUCUGUACUGUUCAUUGGCAGUUAGAUAUUUCAUGUACGAUGUUUAUUUUUGUGGUAUGUUUCUUUUUACCACUUGCAGUCAUAUCGUAUUCUUAUUCUAGAAUCUUGAAGACUGCCUGGGCUCAAUCCAAACGAAUUGUCCCAGUAACUGGAAGGAUUUCUSUGCGAAAAAAAGACUUGACUCCGGCAGACUCGAGUACGAAUUUAAGCCGAAAUUUAAGCGAUGGAUCAUUGGAUUCUCGCCAUUAUCAAAUAAGUCGAGAUACGGUGUCUACUUAUGGCCGAAGUUCAGGAUCUCAGUCAACAGAUGAAUUCUUGAGUAAAAACUUGAAAACACAAGACAAAAAACCAAUGCCUUUGAGAAUUCUCGAAAACAAUCACGCACAGUACUUUGAUGGUACAGGAAUUUCUAAAAUACCUUCUCUGUACACAAACGAGCCGUAUGAAGAUGUAAUUGCUAUGAAUUUGGAUAAAAACGCAAAACUAAACGAUGAGGCUCAGAAAGAAACUCCACUACACAACACAAGCACUUUAAAAAUGCUGGUUAAUGAAAAAAAUACAAGAGCUAUAAAAGAGAAAAACAAUGUAAAGUAUGAAGAGAGUUUGUUGUCCAUUGAAAAUGCAAAUAACAACGAGUACCAUAAACCUUCUACGUCAUUCAAUUCGAGAAUAAAAGAUACARGCAUUUUUGUAAACGGCUGUAUUGAUGAAGGUGAGAAAGGGGGGGCUUCAGUUUCUUCAGAAAAGAUGCUUGUAAGAGGGAAAUAUGAUGAACAUAGAAGAACCCCCGUGCCUCAAGGACUGGAAAAAGAUCUAGAGAURGCAAGCGAUAGAMGUUGCAAAGAAGAAAUGCAAGAUGUCAUAAACAAAAGUGAUGAUAGUUUGGGAAUCUGUCACUUCAUGGACAAUGAAGUCGUACAUGAGGAUACAAUGGGUUCAACCACUGGWAUUAAUCUCCGUAAUGAUGCGGAGCAAGGUUCUGGUAGCUCUGCACAAGGCUCCAUAACCUCUGAUGAUGUCUUCCUACCGUCUAGUCAUGAUGCUGCAAAAAGAAAAGAUCUCCAUGGAAGUGAUGAGAAAUAUUUUGAAACCAAUAACAACAAUGUUCUAUUAMCUGCYUCGACACAAAACAAAAAUGGAAGAAUACAUCAUUUUCAAAACACACGAAAAGCAAGAAUUUCUGUCGUGGUAUCUUCCGAAACACCAAAUKAUUCACCACGACCAGAAAAGCGUCAAAGRAGAGUCACUUUAGCUACCUAUCCGAAGAGUUAUUUGGAAAACCGAGUCGUUAGCCCUAAAUCUAGUACCCAAACUACACAAUACUGCAGAAGAGAAAGAGAUGGACUUYCUGGARUAAAAGAUUCUGAGGUUUCGAAGUCGACGCCUUGUCUUAAAAACGCCUCAUCGCAGGUAUCYCUUAGGGUUGAAGAUGCUGCAARUGUUAUCAAGCGAAAACUAAGCAGUUGGAACAACCCUUCAGCUUCGAUACAAGCGCUAAAGAAGAAGUGCACCAACACUACUGCAGGGAUAUUGAAAAUGAAGCAAGACAGAAAAGCAGUGAGGACUUUAUUGAUUGUUGUAGGCACAUUCGUGUUGUGUUGGUUGCCACAYUUCAUUGGUAUAUUCUGUCUYAUUACRAACGAAUGUACGUGGCCUGAUCGAUAUUUUGCGAUAACAACAUGGCUUGCCAUGUUGAACUCGGGMUGUAACCCCGUWAUCUAUGGAGCYAUGAGUAGACAGUUUAGGAAACGYUUUCGACAGAUACUACAGUGUAAGAGAGGAUUCUUUUGAAACUAAGAUGAUACAGAUUUUCUUAUCAAUUCUUUACCCAUUUGUGAAUAAUUCAUUAGAAUGUUUAGCCCUAAAAGCUUUCACGAUAUUAGAAAUACUGAAAACAGGAAAGAGUAACUUAAAUAAUUAUUAAAUAAACUUCAAUUUUGAAA